AUGGCGAUUUCCAAGCCAUCUCCCCUCGUGUUAGGGUUGAUUGUCUUCUUUUUGUUGGUCCGUCCAGCUCGUGCGUUCGGCGCAGGCAACAUUGCUGGAAUCUCCAAGGUCGAGGGACAGAACUGGCGACACGGUGAUAUCGAAGAUGCUCUCCUCCAGAUCAUCAUGGCUCGCGCUGCCGGCGGCAAGAAGUUCGACAAGCUCAACGUUUCCCGCGUGUACUUCGGCAACUGGCUGCGAGACUACAGCCAGGCCAUCGACGUUGGUACUGUCAAGGCGGUCUCCGCCGAGGCCAUCCGCCUGCUGCUCUGUGUCCUAGGCUUCCUCUCCUUCGGGUUUGGCUCACGCGAGUUUGAGGUCACGGCCGAGCGUCUGGGCUGCUACAGACCGGAACACCACAUUGACAACCCUCUUGGGUAUGCGGAGAACCAGGACGCUCGUCAGUAUGAUCGCAGACUUCGUGGUCCGGUGGACGAGGGUGUUGAGCUGGCCAUCGACCCCGAGACCGGAAUGAAGAACUAUAUUGCGAAUGAGAGAGUCAAUAUCAUGACCAGCGCAUUGCACGUUCGUCGUCUCUUUGGCAAAUGCAUUGAGCUUGCCCGCAGCUACCGACAGAGCCGUAACAAGGCCGAGCUGUACGAGGCACUCCGCCUCAUGGGCACCGGGCUGCACUGCUUGGAAGACUAUAUGGCGCACAGCAACUACACGGAGCUUGCUCUUAUCGAAAUGGGAGAGCGGGAUAUCUUCCCUCACGUUGGUCGCGACACCAUGCUUAGAAUCCAGGGUGCGCGCCAUGAGGUCUACCCGAUCGUUACUGGAACGUUUGGCGGCGUCGACUUCCUGCACUCUGUGACUGGUGAAGUCUCGGACAAGUUGACACAGAAUGAAAUCCAGGAGCUCGAGGGCACUCUCGAGAACAGCCAGAAGAACGACACAAGCAUCCUGCGGAAUCUUCUGGACAAGAUCCCCGACGGCAUCUUUGGCGGCGAUAACAAGAAGCAAAAGCUGGACGAUAUCCAGCAGAAUGCCAACAACGCCCAGAUGCAGCAGAUGAACAUCUCGCCCCGCGAGCCCGAAGAGUUCACUCACCAGAUCAAGCAGAUCUUUGACUCGAUAAUGCCAGCCAUCGAGUUUCAUGAUGAGAUCCUCAAGUCCAUUUCGGAGGCCAUUGAGAAAAUCCCUAUUCUGCCCAAGAUCGUGGAGCAACUGGAGGACCAGCUUUCCAUGUGGACCUUUUCCAUCAUGGCUCCCUUUGUCGUCCCGGUCAUUCGACAAAUCAAGAAUGAGCUCGCGACUGGAUCCUCGGAGAUUAUCCAAAGCAGCCAGAAUGAGCAGCAUGUCGUCUUUGACAAUGACCGAUGCUCUGACCCCACCCACUCCAUGCUUUCGAAGGACCACUUUAGCAACCUUCUGAACGAAAUUGCUGGCCGAACCGCAAGCAAGAUUGUCAGCUGGGUUGUUCCCCAGCUGAUGGAGGCCUGGGAUGACGAGGGCGUUGAUAUCGAUCGCACCCUCAACCGCAUCAUCUACGGCGUACUUCACCACCCUGCACAGCGAAACAUGGGUGAGGACGGCGCUCGGGAGGGCCGUGCCGUGAUCUUCCAAUCUAUUGAGGAAUGGUGGAACAGCAAGUCUGAGAACGAGAAGGAGGACUACCGCCGCAGGCUGUCUCGUGAUGGUGUUCUCAAUGGAGAGAACCAUAAGGAGGGCGUCCAUGACAGUGGCCACGGCUGUGGCGGUCCUCUGGGUAUGCACAAGAACUUCGGCGGCGGCGGCGGCGGCAACAGCAUGGAGGACCGCAUCGCCGGUGCCGCGGCUGGUGCUAUCGUUGGUGGCAUUACGGGCACUGUUGGCAGCAUUGUCGAGUCCAACACCGGCUACAAGCUGCCGAGCUUUGAUGACAAGCCUUCGUCUGGACAUGGCGGUGGUCAACAGGAGGAGUCCUCUGGUGGCUUGGGAGGCCUUCUCAGCGCCGCUGGCUCCAUCCUCGGCGGCGGCUUCAACAAGGAGCAGACCGAGACCUACCACUCUAGCCGCCGCGAUGACGACGGCGGCUACACGCAGUCGACCACACAGUACGGUCGCAACGAGGACGAGAACCGCUACGGCCAGGCCGAAUAUAAGAGAACGGAGUACCCUGGCGGCGGCUCUCGUACCGAGUAUCAGCGCUACGAGCAGCAGGAGGACAGCUACGGCUCGCGUCCUCAGGGCUACGGCUACGAGCAGCGCACCGAGACCUACCAGACCUCUGGCGGUGGCUACGAGUCGCGCACUGAGAGCCGCUAUGAGAGCAGCGAGAACCGCCACGAGCAUCACUCCGGCUCUAGACACGGCGGUGGCUACGAAGGAGGUCGCCAGGAGGAGAGCUACGGCAGCGGCGAUAGCUAUGGUCGUAAGGACGAGGAUAGCUACGGCGGCGGCCGCCGGCAGGAAGAAAGCUACGGCAGCAGCGAUAGCUAUGGUCGUAGGGACGAGGAUAGCUACGGCAGCCGCCGGCAGGAAGAGAGCUACGGCGGUGGCUACGGAGAACGCCGCGAAGAGGAGAGCUCUGGAUGGGGAGGCAGCCGCAGGGAGGAGGAGGACGAUCGUCGAGAGGACGACAAUGGAGGCGGUCUGCUGGAUGAGAUUGCGCGCCGGGCCGAGGACGCCUUUGGCGGCGAUGACAACCGGGAGCGCCGCAGCGGCUGGGGCUUCUAG
Molecule: messenger RNA, 2697 nt
Organism: Thyridium curvatum
Lineage: Eukaryota; Fungi; Ascomycota; Sordariomycetes; Thyridiales; Thyridiaceae
Exons: 6
Coding region: 1-2697 (898 amino acids)
Source: RefSeq, a predicted model, not a curated record